AUGUUGUCUGCUAGACUUGCGGUUCUUCUUGUGAUUUGCGUUGUUGUUUCUGAAGCAUGCCAAAACAAUAUGAGUGGUGCUAGACGACGUCAAGAAGAACAACAACAACAACGAACAGAGGAAGCAGCUGCUGCUAGAGUGGCCUCCGUAGGCGGAACCCGGACAGAAAUUAAUGCGGCAAGAGCCGAAGCUCGCACAGCCAGCGUGACAGCCUUAAGGUCCAUGAGCCCCGUAGGCAGAGCACGAAUAGCUAGAAAUCGCAAUCGCAACGCACGUCGUCGCGGAGCAGCUGCACGUCGUCGCGCAGCAGCUGCGCGCCGUAGACAACAAGCCGGAGGUGGCACACGACCUCGUCCAACACCAAGGCCAAUGAUGGGAGGACAAAUGCAAAUGAUGGGAGGACAAAUGCAAAUGAUGGGAGGAGGACAGCAAAUGAUGGGAGGACAAAUGAUGAUGGGCUAG
This is a messenger RNA of Cylicocyclus nassatus, 462 nucleotides long. The record is from the annotation of a GenBank genome assembly. Lineage: Eukaryota; Metazoa; Nematoda; Chromadorea; Rhabditida; Strongylidae.